AUGUCUACUACUGUGGUAACCACGUCUGAGCUCGCAGAGCAUAAUACAGCGACCGACUUAUGGGUUUCAGUUCAUGGAAAAGUUUACAAUUUGACAUCUUUUCUGAAAGACCACCCGGGCGGUAUAGAUAGUGUUCUUCAAUGUGCUGGAGAUGACGGAACGGAAGCAUACGAUUAUGCAGGACAUAGCAAAAGUGCUUCAGCAACUCUAACACGAUUUCUAAUUGGACCCUUGGAAGGGCAUGAUGAGAAAUUGCCCGAAGAAGAGAAUCGGUCGGACCCAGUACCAAAGCCUGAAGAACGCAAAAGUUAUUUACCAGCAAGUUAUCCUUUGACUAUAUUCCUACGACUUGUUUUAGGAACGGCCUUGGGAGGGUUUAUGGUCGCUCUCGGUGGCCGGUUUGCGCUCCGGGAUCAGUCGUUACACAUUCUUGCCGCUUUGUGGAAGCGGCCUGUUGAUUCCAUUGGUGCCUUUGGUGCUGGGGCUCUGCUAUCCUCUUCCGUCGCUCUUCUUAUUUUUACAUAUGCCUACGAGCAGUUUCGCAAGACUCUGCACCACGCCAAGGAGCCAUUUGCUUACCCGCCAAUCAUUCCCCGACCAGUCAGGGUUUGGGAUAGAAGGUUAUCUAAAUAG
Molecule: messenger RNA, 633 nt
Organism: Clonostachys byssicola
Lineage: Eukaryota; Fungi; Ascomycota; Sordariomycetes; Hypocreales; Bionectriaceae
Source: the annotation of a GenBank genome assembly